Chara braunii is the source of this 3196-nucleotide messenger RNA. Lineage: Eukaryota; Viridiplantae; Streptophyta; Charophyceae; Charales; Characeae. The record is from the annotation of a GenBank genome assembly.
ACGUUGUGUGACCUGAUGCUUGUCGUUUGCUGUAUGAACAUUAUGUGUUAUGCCUCAUGGAGCAGUGAAGCGGAGAAAAAUCGAGCAACUGAACUGAGAGCUGCAGUAGACAUACAGAGUGUGUGGAGGGCCUACUUUGUCCGCCGAAAUCUGUGGCGGCUUCGAUCUGCAGCAGCCUCUAUACAACGGUACUACAGAGGGCAUCUUGGCAGAGUCAGAGCAGCUCAGUUUCGCAGAGAAAGAGAUGCUGCUCUCAGGUUGGCAUACUUCGACAAGGCAGCCACUGUAAUCCAAAGGAUGUUUAGAGGGUACUGGAGCAGAAAAUACAUUCACUCCUACUACAAGAGGGCAGAGUACUUGGCGACCGUGCUGGCGAGAAGCGCAAGGGUGAGAGAAGAGGCGAAGAAACAUUACGAAGAAACGUUAUCUAAGUUGAAUAAGGAUUGGAGUGACGAUGUCAUCCGACGGUUCAAAGAAGCGCUGGCGAAUAAGCAUCAUCUGGUGAGCACCAAUGCCAUAAGAGGGGUGUUCAAUUCCAUCUUUGCGCAGCUGAUGGGUGAAAUCCCCACCUCAGGAGGCAUUCCCCUAGAGGGCCACCUAUGGACCGCAAUGAAAGAGAGGGUCGAGAAGACCCUCAAGGAAAGAAAAAAGCAGCUAUCGGCAGCUCCAAAGGGGCAAUUUGGGACUAAGGGGGUGGUCCCAUCAAGCAGCAUGGGCACUCAAGAACGGUUGUAUAUCAGCUCAAGGGAUCCCGACAACCUGGUCAAGGUCCUGUCACCUGACUCAAAGACCAAGGCGAAGUGGAAGGCGGGGAUUAUCGACUAUCGAUUGAGUCUCAGCUUUGCUGGGGGGGUUUACGGCACCUUGUCGUUGAGAGCACAGGAGCCGUACGACGCACUGCAUAAAGCCCAAGAAGCUGAACGACUGGCCAAGAAACUGUCAUGCCUCUCCGAAAAGCCUUUCAUAAGUACGUUUUCGUCCAACACGGGUGUAAUUGGAGGGCCGAUCGGGGAGACGAUUCGCAUCUCCUCGAAUUACAACCUGGAGAACGAGAUACGGUCCAUGGAGAGAAGGGAAUCGUUUGAAAAACAGAUGAAGAGUGCAAUUGACAUCAUUAGUGGCGCGAUGGAUUUGGCGGGGGAGCUACAACAUGAUGCGGAGGGGUGGUUAAUCACCCUGGAGGACGGACGCAAGCAGCUGCAGGCGAUUGUGGGGGUGCUGUCUUCGCGGUGGCGGGAGGGGCUGAUGAGCGCAGGGCGGGAGCUCUCUUUGGCUCAGUGGUUGGACGGAAGGACCCAGGAUAUGUUGGAUGUUAUGUGGGAGCUGGAGGAGGAGCCGGAUCCUCGGCUCGAAGCUUACAUUGACUGGAGGCAGGCAGAUGAGAUGAUGGGUGACUGCAACGCCCUCUUCCGAGAGGGCCGUGAUCUGCGCGAUCAGUUGGAGGAUCAGCAGGCAACGGACGAGAUGGACGAUAAGAUGAAAGCUGGGAGCACAGGUUGGUGGCCGUGCAUGACGACGGACGUGAACGAGAAGGAAGAAAUGAUGCCAGCACCGAUGGUAACUGCGGCAGCCGCGGUGGCAUAUACAACAAUAACAACAACAACAACAACAACAACAACAACAACAACAACAACAACAACAACAAAACCAGCAAAAAUUGCGACAUCAUCAUAGUCGAUAGUGACAACAAUAGCGGUACAGGCAGCCGCGACGACAACAGCGAUAACAGAGGCAACAACGGCAACGGCAACGGCAACGGCAACGGCAACAACAACGACAACAGCUGUAAUAGCAACAUCAACAACAACAACAACAACAACAACAACACUGACAUCGACAAUGACCACAACAACGAGAUCAGCAACAACAACGGAAGUCACAACAUCAACACCAGCGCAGAGGGAGAGAACUUGUGGUCUGAUGAGGAUGGCGAGCAGGGGCUUGGGGUUAAUUGUGCGAUUUACUGUCUCCCCCCCCUUCUGUCCAGUAUUUUCACAUGUUGAUCCGCUCCUCUUCGUCUGCCACCGGGUGGGAGUAGAUUAGAUGAUCUCCCCUUUAUAGAUUGGAGUUGUCCGGCCCUCAACUUCCAAUCAUGCAGGGGUGUUGAUUGCCCCCCAGGGGGAGAUAGGUUGUUUAGGGUUUCGUGUCUUGGUUUGAUCGAUAAGAUUGGGCUGCAUGGGCAGGAGGUCAAUCCUUCCCCUAAGCGUGGAAGUAAUCAAUGCCUCUGCUCUUUAUGGAGAUACGGUAGAUGUGGUCGAUAGGGUUUUCCCUUCAUGCAACAUAUAUUGAUUGACGAACAUAUACACACAGUAUUGGAUGCACAGUAUGACAUAUCCACACAUCACUGUAUAGGGACGCUGGACCCGAUUUCCAGCUGAUACACUUCACAUCAUUGUACAGGGACGCUGGACCCGAUUUCCAGCAGGUGCAGCUCCCCACCAAUAGAUGGAGCCUUCAACGCUGGGGCCUACUUAUCGAGGCUGCUCUUAUCACCUCGUUAAGAAGGAUCAUUGGCAUUAAAAAAAAAAAAAAAAAAGUAGGUUUUCCCACAUAUGCAGUUUAACCAAAAAAGGGAAAAAAAAAAAAAAAAAAAAACCACUUCCACUGCCUCCAUUCAUUAAUACAACAUCAAUGUAGUCUCACUCCUGGCCGCUUGACCGCCCUCUCUACCACCUCUGCUCCUACCAGUCUAGCCUAUCACAUGUCACACUCUGUCCGCGUGUCACUUGCCUAUCACCAGUCUAGUCAAACAGAUCUUCCCGGUAAACCAUAGGCAGAGAGGGAGAAGAGGACAACGAACGAGGGGCAUAUAUAUAUAUAUAUAUCGUCACAAACAGAACUGCCCGGUAAACCGUAGGCAGAGAGAGAGAAGAGGACAACAAACGAGGGGCUGUGACAAACUGUUUCGUCGGAGUUUCACCGACUCAUAUAUAUAUAUAUAUAUAGUUUUUUGAAAUCAGAAAUAUAUAUAUAUAAUGAUGACAAUCACAUAUCCAACAUCAGCAAAACCGAUUUCGAAUAAUCGUCCAGAAAACACUCACAGCCUGGUGAAGCAGCACCUGAGCCCGUAAGACGGCUCAAAAUGGAUUCACAGAAGACGGAGAUUGACGGAUCUAGCACCAUAUAGCUCUUUGUUGCACUACAGCAGCUUAUGUACAGCUUCCCUAUUCUCUAUUAACAAAGGCUGACACAGUUG